UGGGAGAGAUGCGGGAGAGAUUUUAAAAAAGAGGGGAAGCCAGAGGAGGGUGAAAAAUAGAGAGGAUGGAGAAAAAUUAAUUUUUGUAAAAAAAAAGAAACGUGAAUUUUUUUUUUAAUGUUAAUGGAUAUAGAUCUAUGUGAUUGACCAACUGAUUGGUCGAUUCAUUUAUUUAUUCAUGUAUUCGUGACAAAACUUUCCGAUUUCUUUGCUUUGCGAAUGUGGUGCGCGUAUUCAAUAUAUGCGCGCGUGUGACGUGUGUGCAUUCCUAGAUUUGCAUAACAAAUUGAUAAUAAUGGCGUUGGCGAACAAAGUAGACAACGGAAUUCUGACAUCGAUUUCCCAGGCAACAACACAAGAUAUGACAGACAAAGGGAACGGCAUUAGAGAAUUGUUUGAAAAUACAUCUUCACGAACCGGAAUGCCCGAAUCCAUUUGGUCAUGUGGAGAUUUAAAUUCAGAGCAGCACGACGAGAGCAAGAAGUUCAUGCUUUCAGGAGAGCCCAUAUCAAAAACAUUGCAGGACAUGCCUGCUACAAGCUAUGGGAUGCCAGACGGGAAGAGCAGUGAAGGGGAAUUUGAUUACCAGAAAGAAAUGCAGGGCUUAGAAAAGCUCUCUGCCGAGUUGGACUCUGUCAGACAGCAACUCAUGGCUGACAUCUUACGUUGUCAACUCUUGCAAGUGGACCUGGCUACCCAAUUCAACCCAGGACUUGUUCAACAGAUGAGAUCCUCCAAACUCUCAUGUGAGAAAUGUGAGGAUAUUUUGGAUGACUCAUUUGAUGCUGAAGUGAAGAACUGAAAGAAACAUGUAGACUUUCACAUUGGACUAACAUAGUAGCCUUGGAGUGAAGUUUAGUCCUGUAAAUGCUUCUGAUAAGAUGUGCACUUUGGAUAUAUGAACACAUUUGUUACUGUACAAUAUACAUGCAUUUAUAGAAAUGUAAUAAUCAUCAUUUUGUUGGUUGACCUUCUAAUUUAAAAUUUGAAUUAUAUGUUGCAAAUAUGUAUGAUUACCUCAUAUCAUAUUUCUAUUACUGAUUUGAUCUUGUUUUUCUUUUCUGUUUCUUCUUCUCAAAUCAAUAAUUUUACUCAAAGAUUGCACCGGUAUUCAUGUAGUGUGAUAAGUGUUUUCCUUGUUCAAAGAAAAUUGUACAUAGAAUAAGAAUAUAUGGUAAUUUUGUACUUUACUAGCUUAGUGCAUCGAGUUGGUAGAGUGAAACUUCACCAAUACCCCCCCCCCCCCCUGAAUAGCCAUACUGUAGUAUGAUCUCAGUCUCAAAAUGUUAAGAACUGAAUUGAAGAAAAAUUAUGUGUAACAAUACUGAGGUAAUAUUCUUGUUCUCACAACUCCUGAUGUGCCCUGUCCCAACUUUCUCAUAAAUGUACUGAUGAAUAUGCUGAUAAACUAUACUGUAUGUUGAAUCCUGCAGAUUCAGUAUUCUGCACUAUGGUCAAAGCAUUGUUAUAGCAGGGUCAAGGCAUGGUCAAGGCAUGGUCAGGGCAAAGGACAUCAAUAUUUUGGCUCUUAAUCAUAUUUGCUGCUGGCUUUAUUUCAUCAAAGAUUUAAGUGUAGUCUAGGGUUGGGGUUGCAAUUGGGAUAUGGUAGGAUCAGGUAUAGUGUUAAGUUUCAGGAUGAAGUUAGAUAUUUGUUGCAAAAUGUGUGAUAAAAUAAACCUCAAUGUAGAGUUAUGAAGGAAAAUACUUUCUCUCUACUUGUCAUAAACUAAAUUAUAUUUGUUUCUUUGGUUCACCAACAUUCCACGUUGGUGUGAAGAUUCAGAUACCUCGCUAAGAGCCAGAAGAGUAUUAAAAGGCAAUCCAACCCUUGUUAUAAGUAGAUAUACAUGUAUGAAAGAAAAAUAACAGAAACAGAAUGGCAAAAGUUUGCAAUAAAUCAGACAAUUAGUAAGAAAGUGGAUUGUGACGUAGGACGUGGAUAAAUCUCCCAUUUGCAGUCUAAAAAAUAUCAUUAAUUUCUAUUUUUCUCAAAAGUUCCUUCUCCCUUGAGGCUCUACCAGUACUCAGAAUAUAUUGUAGAUAGCAUAUUAUUAUAGGUCCUCUAAAAAGAAUAGACCCUCUUGAGCCAUGAAAUUUUUGAAAAAUUUAAAUUGUAGUCAUUUUAUAUGAUGGAACA
Molecule: messenger RNA, 2137 nt
Organism: Strongylocentrotus purpuratus (purple sea urchin)
Lineage: Eukaryota; Metazoa; Echinodermata; Echinoidea; Camarodonta; Strongylocentrotidae
Exons: 4
Coding region: 242-802 (186 amino acids)
Source: RefSeq, a predicted model, not a curated record